AUGAAUUCUAGUGUAAAUAAUACGACGAAUAACAACUAUAACAAUGAAAAAACAACACAUUUGAAUUAUCUUUCUUCUUUUCGUGUGGACCAAUGCCAGUUAUUUUUACAGCACAAAUGUACGCAACAUCGUCCAUUUACAUGUUUUCAUUGGCAUUUUAUGAAUCAACGUCGACGAAGACCGUUAAGACACAAGGAUGGUACAUUCUGCCAUGACCCAGAUUUUUAUUGUGAUAAAUACGAUGAACAAAGUGGUGUAUGCUGCAAUGGAGAAGAGUGUCAAUUUCUUCAUCGUAAUGCAGGUGAUACGGAAAAACGCUACCAUUUACGGUAUCUAAAAACGGCUAUCUGUACACAUGAAACUGAUUCGAAAGGCCAUUGUCUCAAAAAUGGACCACACUGCUCUUAUGCCCAUGGUUUAUCUGACUCAAGACAGCCAGUAUUUGAUAUAAGAGAAGUACAAAAUACUGAGCUAGCGUUAGAGAGAUUGUCAAGACUAUCAAUUAGUCUAGAAAAUGAACGAGCUCUCAAUGAUGAUCCAAAAUGGAGUGGUAACAGAAAACAUUUUUGUUUAUUUAAAAUUACAAUUUCAUGUUUUUCUAUUCAAGAUUCACAAUAUGUUUUGGCUAAUUAUAAAACGGAAUCUUGUAAACGACCGCCACGAUUAUGUCGACAAGGUUAUGCUUGUCCACAAUAUCAUAAUCCGAGAGACAGACGAAGAAAUCCGUCUAUUUUUAAAUACAAAUCAACUCCUUGUCCUCAUGUGAAACAAAGCGAUGAAUGGAUGGAUCCCACCGCCUGUGAGUCGGGAGACAACUGUAAAUAUUGUCAUACGAGAACAGAACAGCAAUUUCAUCCCGAAAUUUAUAAAUCAACAAAGUGCAAUGAUGUUUCUGUAACCGGUUAUUGUCCACGAGGACCAUUUUGUGCAUUUGCUCAUAUAGAACGUAGGUCUGAAUUGCCAUUAUCGUCUUUCAUACCAAUACCAGAAGAAAAAGAAGUUGGCAUUAUAAUGAAUUCUCCAAUAAGGACACAAAAGAAAUCAUCACAAGCAUCCGUAUUUGAAGUUGGAUCUUAUCCGGGUACAAAUCUAUUCCAAAACGAUAGUUCAUUUAGUGGUAGUAAUACAUUCAAUCAAGAACAAGAGCACCAACACGUGGGUAUUGAUAAUAGAAAUCGUUCGCCAAUUACACCGUUAUUCUCGGAGUUUCACUCGAUUUCAUCCCCAAUGUCUAUUCAUUCAAAUCAUCCAUUGCCGCCUCCUCCAUCCUUGAUCAACGAUUCAUCAGUAAAUUUACAGUUCAAUAAUGCGAGUCUUGCAGCGGCAUUACAAGCAGUUACCACUAGUCAUUUUAGUCAAUCUUAUCCACCCUUAUCUUUACUUUCAUUCCCACAAACAACCCAUCAGCAACAACAACAACAACAACAACAAAAUUCAGCUGCAACCAAUUUUAUAACGUCAAUACAAGCUCAUCUUCAUUCGGUUGAAACUCCCUCAUCACUAUCAUCUUUUAUUAGUAGCGGUCGAAGUCUUCCGAAUACUUCCUAUUUUGACGAUGAAGACGAUGAUUUAUAUCAUACUGAUACUUCACCGUUACGUUUUGGCAGCUAUCAAUCUAGUGUUGCACCAACAACGACAGAUGUUAAAAAUUUAAUUGGAUUAUCAUUGAAAACAAUUGGUAUUGAUAAUAUUGAUGUAGAUGAGGUUGAUUUUGAUAAAGCAUCGAACAACAAUGAUGUAUUACUUGACGACACGGAUAAUUUCGAUACAAAUGUUCAUACAUCGACGACGACUACUUCACCAAUACCAGCUACCUCUUCCACAAUAAAAACAUCUUUGACUACUAGUCGAACAACAUUACCUGUAAAUAUACCAAAUUCAUAUCAAGCAUCUUAUGUACAUUUUUCACAAUCUCCAUCAAAAUCACCAUUUGAUCUACUUUCAUCGACAAAGCAACAACAACAGGAUCGAACAUUAGAAUCGCCAAUCGAUAACAUUUUUCCUGAACCUUCCACUACAGGUAGUGGAGGUCAUUCGGGAAGCUACACAAUGUCGGGAUUCAAUCAUGAUAUACCUAGUACUCUACAUCAACAGCAACAACGAUCAACUUCACCGCAACCAAUUUAUAAUCGUUUGAAUAGCAGCAACGGAGCCAUUUCAUCCUCUUCGUCAUCUUCCACACCAUAUCAGAAUGAAAUUGAUAUUAUGCGUAAUCGUGUACUGCAAAUGCAAGUUAUGGCAAUUACACAGAAAGAAGCUUCUGAUCAUUGGCGAAGAGAAGCAGAAGAUAAGCACCGCAUAGCUGUACAGUUAGAACAAGAAAAAAAUCGUGCAAUUCAACAACGCGAUGAUGCAUUACAUCAGAUUGAUACAAUGCGUCAUUUACUGACGCAAAAUACACGUUUAUUACCUAGUGACAGUGAUUUAAUGUCUUUACCAUUAGACGAUGUGAGAUCGUUACAGUCACGUUUGAAACAAGAGUUGACAAAAAUAGCUUUAAUGGAUCAUCGAUCAUAUGCAGGAAUCGAUGCCAUUACCAAUGUUUGCACUAAACUUUAUCCAGAUCAAACAAAUCCUCUACAAGCGACAACUGUUGUGAAAUAUUGGCUUGGUGGUCAAGAACCGCUCGAUUACAUAAGCAUUUAUCAUAAUACUGGAAAUGAAACCUCACCACCUCAUUGGCAUUAUAUUACAUUUGGCUUAACGGAUUUACAUGGUGACGGACGUGUUCAUAAGCCAUCAGUUAAAGGUGAAAAUGAUACAUCAUCACCGAGUGGUUAUGGAUUUGAAUUGACAUUUCGUUUAAAAAAAAUGCCUGAGAACACGAAUGUAAAUGAUAUUCCUUAUUGGCCCGCCACAAUGCUUCAAUACUUAGCUAAAUAUAUAUUUGCAACAGGAAACUCUUUUGCUGCUGGUCAUCACAUUCCAUUUUCGCAUAUUUUACCAAAUAUCUAUUCUAAUGGAGAUAAUAAAUUGAAGACAAAAAUUCAAGAUUUAAUUAUUACACAAGAUAAAGAAUUGAAAAAAUUUAUAACACAAAAUGGGUCUAUUGAAUUUCUACAAAUAGUCGGUUGUUUUGAAUGUGAAUUAACUGCAGCACAAGACUUCUCUGGCUCGAAAAUUAUUGAACUUUUAAGUUCUAAUCGAAAAAGUGGUGGUUCCCUAUUGGUUACCGACAUGACAAGAGAAGAAUCGAUAUUUGAAUUAAUUCCAUCCGCUAGACAAACAAUUACAAAUGCUAUUCAGAAAGAGGGUUCACAUUUAGGUCGUGCAUUGGCUCGAUGUAGCUGGUCCGUUGAAGCAUCAUCAAUGCCAAAUAUAAAUGAUUCACAAACACGAUUCGUUCCUUGUCCAAUGAUACAGUUAUCAUUUGAUUUGGAUGCAGCAAAAAUGUUUUUAAAAAUACUAAAUACACGAUUAAAACGUGGCAAAUUUUUUAUAUUUGAUUCACCACUUAAUCAAACAAUAUGUUUAAUGCCAAUUAGUUGUACAAAUCCGGGUAUUGUUGUUGAUUCGUUAAGACCGAUCAUGGUGUCAGUAUACGAAGCACAAAUCAUGUUAAUGCCAGAAGCAAUUGAUUCAUGUUUAGAUCAAAUGGAUCAUAUUAUUAAUAUUCAAAGCGAACAAUCAUUGCCACUUACGUAUGAAAUUCCAAUUCAAACAUGUAAAAUGAAAAUUUGUCUGAUCACAAGUGCUGACUUUGCUACAGUUCCAGAAUGA
Didymodactylos carnosus is the source of this 3720-nucleotide messenger RNA. NCBI's taxonomy places the organism in Eukaryota, Metazoa, Rotifera, Eurotatoria, Philodinida, Philodinidae. The record is from the annotation of a GenBank genome assembly.